ACUUUAUAAAAUACGAUUUAUGUAAUUUUAGAAUAUAAUUUGAAAUUAACAUUUAGCCAAGAGCAAAGACAUGUGUAAUUGUGUAUGUCUAACUUCAUGUGCACAGUUUAUAACGUUCAUCGUUAUGUGUUAACGGGAAAUCGUAAAGACGUCUUGAUAUACGCAAUUAAACUAAUUUUGCUGGUCCUAUAUACUGCCUAAAUCACACGCAUAACGAUUGAAUAUGGCACAUAUGCAGGAAGAACCAAGACGAAGUCAGAGCGCCGUCGAAUUCAACCCCGUGUCAUUAUAUCAAGCUGGGCAAGACAUUGUACAAGAUAUAGCACAAAAAGCACAAGAAAUAUUCCAAGCAUUAAAGUUAAGCCAACUACCGAAUGGGAUAGCCACCGGUCAGCGAAAUGCACAAGAACGUAUCAACAAGUUGAAAGAUUUAUUGAACAAAGUUGAAGUUCUGUUCAAACAACUUCGUGUUAUUUACAAUGAGUGCCAGAAGAGAGUUGGAGACGUGGAACCAAAUGUUAACACACUCGUGCCUAUUUUAAAAGAAGGGGAGAUUCCCAACACUGAGCAUGAACAGGCGUUGAAAUCUCACAAAGAAUUGGUAAAUAUAAAAAUUCUGUAUUUUAAAAAAAUAACGUUUUUUCAAACAAACUAUUGUUUUUUCACAAAAUUUAACAACAAUAUUGAAGAUAAAAAAGUAGUUUUUAAUGUUUUGGUUUGUAAAACUUUUCUUAAGUAACGACAGUAAUUCUACUUUUAUUUAAAGAUGCAAUAUACUGAUUACAACUAAUGAUAACAUUAUGUACAGGUUUUGCAAAGUAGAAAGAAAGACUUGGAAAUGAAACUUUGUAUGAAGAACAAACAACUUGAAACACUUGUUGCGCAAAUGACGGACUUUGUUUGGGAUAUUAAUGCGGCUCUGGCUAGCCCUUAUGGGUCGUGAAUAAUAGAUUUAAAGCCUGAUUGUCCGUGUGAUGGUAAAAAAUUGAAAGCUGGGGCAAUGGAAAGUGGAGAAGCACAAGUUUUAUAUAUGUUGUUGCUGCCAGGCGUAUUGCAAGUCAGAAAGAGAUCUUUGGCAAUUUUUGUAUUUUAAAAUGAUAAUUAAUUUUUGUAAUUUAAAAUCUUUUUAUAGUUCAACACUUUUUAAAACUUAAAAUUAUAAUUAUAACAAUUGCCAUAAGAUCCCUUUUAAACUAAAUAUUAGUUAAAAUAAAGCCUGUUUUUGUAUUGUUUGUGUGAUAUAAAAGAAUUGGUUAUU
This is a messenger RNA of Ciona intestinalis (vase tunicate), 1258 nucleotides long. The record is from RefSeq and is a predicted model, not a curated record. Lineage: Eukaryota; Metazoa; Chordata; Ascidiacea; Phlebobranchia; Cionidae.